AUGCGACCGACCAACUCGCAUUUCUAUAGUCUUCUGACAAAGUUUACGGCCCUCAACGGACUGAACACUUACUACUUUAACGCAGAGGGGAAUGGAUUUCGGGGCACCUGGAAGCUAAGGAUAUACUGUCUUAUCCACCAUGUACUCUGCGUUUUGGCUCUGGGUCGGAUGUUCUACAAUUCCGCUGGAAAUAUGCGGAUAUGUGUCACCAUUCUUACGAUGGGUGGAACUACAGCUUUCUGUAUGCAGUCCUGCUGGCAAAAAAGUCAAGGCCUUCGAAAGUUGGCCAAUGGGUUAAUACAAAUGGAGCAGAAAUACUUCACGGGAAAACCCAGCGGUUCGGUCCUGAAAACGCGAUUUAACAUGAAAAUAUUGUUCGUUAUGAUAACCCUACUAAGGAUUCAUCUUUUCUAUCCCAUCUAUCUGAAGAGACUCCUACCGUCAAUGUUUUAUUUGAAUGUGGGGUCUUAUUGGCUACUCUACAACAUGCUGCUGGCUGCUGUCCUUGGAUUCUACUGCUUUAUUUGGCAAAUUUGUCGCAUUCAUAAGCUGUUAAAUGACCAGAUGACUUUGAUUUUAACUAAAUCGAGACAGAGGAAUCGCUUGGGCAAGAUGACCCACUGCCUCAAGCUCUAUUCGAAAGUUCUAGUCCUUUGCGACCAAUUGAACUACGAGUACGGACAUGUUUCGGUCUGCGUUUUGGCCUGCAAGAGUUGGUUCCAGAUCACCUAUGGCUACGAGAUAUUCCAGAUAGUAGCUGCCCCAAAGUCUUUGGAUUUGAGCCUGGGCAUGAGAGUGUUUGUGGUUCUCAGCUACAUUUUGGAUGCUAUCAAUCUGUUCUUUGGAACAGACAUCGCUGAACUGUUCAGCACGUUUAGGGCGGACUCACGGCGCAUUCUACGCGAGACUAAUCGGAUGGAUCGUUUGCUCUCCAUGUUCACCUUGAAGCUGGCCCUACAUCCCAAGCGGGUCGUCUUACUCAACGUGUUUACCUUUGACCGAAAGCUGACUCUGGCGCUCAUUGCCAAGUCGACUUUGUACACAAUCUGCUGGUUGCAAGGCGACUACAACAAACUGAAGCCAUAGACCGUCGAAACUUCAUUCAGAGCAAAUCCUCCGAUUCUAAGAGUUUAUUAUACCAUGCACAAGACUUUGUCUGGCCUGUCAGCACAAAGCAAAAAACCAAGGCACAUGCAGAACUUGAACCAAUACAAACAUUUACAUAUAUGUAUUCAGUAAAUAUAUAAUGG
Messenger RNA from Drosophila rhopaloa, 1250 nucleotides. RefSeq lists its product as uncharacterized. Lineage: Eukaryota; Metazoa; Arthropoda; Insecta; Diptera; Drosophilidae. Gene Ontology annotation, biological process: sensory perception of taste. The transcript has 2 exons. Bases 1 to 1086 code for a protein of 361 amino acids. Gene Ontology annotation, cellular component: membrane. The record is from RefSeq and is a predicted model, not a curated record.